Messenger RNA from Neogale vison (American mink), 519 nucleotides. Its product is annotated as keratin-associated protein 1-3-like. NCBI's taxonomy places the organism in Eukaryota, Metazoa, Chordata, Mammalia, Carnivora, Mustelidae. The coding region runs from base 1 to 519 and encodes 172 amino acids. The record is from RefSeq and is a predicted model, not a curated record. Gene Ontology annotation, cellular component: keratin filament. The transcript has a single exon.
AUGGCCUGCUGCUCCACUAGCUUCUGUGGAUUUCCCACCUGUGCCACCAGUGGGAACUGUGGCUCCAGCUGCUGCCAGCCCAGCUGUUGCCAGACCAGCUGCUGCCAGCCAACCUGCUGCCAGACCAGCUGCUGCCAGCCCACCUGCUGCCAGACCAGCUGCUGCCAGCCAACCUGCUGCCAGACCAGCUGCUGCCAGCCCACAUGCUGCCAGACCAGCUGCUGCCAGCCCAGCUGCUGUGGGACCAGCUGUGGCACUGGUGGUGGCCAGGAGGGUGGCUCUGGAGCUGUGAGCUGCCGAGUCAGGUGGUGCCGCCCUGACUGCCGCGUGGAGGACACCUGCCUGCCCCCCUGCUGCGUGGUGAGCUGCACGCCCCCAACUUGCUGCCAGCUGCACCAUGCCCAGGCCCCCUGCUGCCGCCCAUCCUACUGUGGACAGUCCUGCUGCCGCCCAGCCUGCUGCUGCUACUGCUGCCAGCCCAGCUGCUGUCAGCCCACCUGCUGUGAGCCCACCUGCUAA